Molecule: messenger RNA, 411 nt
Organism: Nematocida minor
Lineage: Eukaryota; Fungi; Microsporidia
Product: transcription initiation factor TFIID subunit 9B
Exons: 1
Coding region: 1-411 (136 amino acids)
Biological process (GO): DNA-templated transcription initiation; RNA polymerase II preinitiation complex assembly
Cellular component (GO): SAGA complex; transcription factor TFIID complex
Molecular function (GO): protein heterodimerization activity; RNA polymerase II general transcription initiation factor activity; transcription coactivator activity
Source: RefSeq, a predicted model, not a curated record
AUGGGAGCAUCAGACAAUCUUGCACCCAGAGAUGCCAAAAUUAUUUCGCUGAUUCUUCGGUCAGUGGGGAUAGAAGAGUGCGAGCCAAAGGUGAUCCUGCAGUUUCUAGAGGUGGCCUAUAAGUACUUCAUUGAGGCCCUGGAAGAUGCUGGGCUGUACGCUGAGCAGGCGGGAAGGAGUGUCCCCAAUGGAGCAGACAUUAAGCUGGCAAUUCAGACAAAAAUAGGAAAAUACUUUGUGCCGCCUCCUCCAAGACAGUUUAUGCUGGAGAUAAGCUCAAGGAUAAACUCAAAGCCUCUUGUUGUCCUGGAGACAGCCAAUCUCAUCCGCACGCCGGGAGAGAAGACAAGUCUGUUGGAGCUGUACUAUGCAACAAUUCGGAAAGACGAAACAAGGAAAAGAAAAAAGUGA